Messenger RNA from Galendromus occidentalis (western predatory mite), 1710 nucleotides. RefSeq names its product zinc finger protein 585B. The transcript has 8 exons. The record is from RefSeq and is a predicted model, not a curated record. The coding region runs from base 34 to 1710 and encodes 558 amino acids. NCBI's taxonomy places the organism in Eukaryota, Metazoa, Arthropoda, Arachnida, Mesostigmata, Phytoseiidae.
ACAGAAUGUUGGUGUACAUGUAGCUUCGAUUCGAUGGAGAGCCAUCACGAAGGAGUCGGUCAGCUGAGCACUCAGACUCACAUAUCUGUUAAAUCAUGCAACGAGACUCUGAGACAAGCCCAAGGUUACACGAAAACUUUCGAAGCCUUCUCGUCUCAGUGCUCGGACGAGAAAAUAGUACAAUUCUUCAAAUGUAGCCGACGAGCCUGUGAUUUCACAUGCGAGGACAAAGAAAGUUUCUAUUGCCAUCUAUUAACUCACAACGAGUAUGAAGAGCAGGACUGUUGCAUUUAUUGUGAGCGAGUUUUUGUUAUUGAGAACCUAGCGCAACACAUGGUUUCCCAACAUGGGAACCGGAGAUUUCAAUGCAAGCGCUGUUUCUACCGCGGAUGCACUCGAGCCCACCUCAUCAUUCAUAGUCUCAACGUUCACGCAAGCAAGGUCGUGCAAGGUUUGGCGUGUCCGCGUAUGUCAGGUGCCCUGAUGCCAGAUGUGAAGCCGAGAGCUAGAACCUUACUUUAUAGGUGCUCCCUCUGCUCGUUCCGGGCUUUCGGACGGUCUGACUUCUGUUCCCACCUACGCGAUUGCCACCCUUACGCGCAGCACUUCUGUUGUGCCUACUGCAAACACACACUCGACGCAACGGAAUUCGUCGAGCAUUUCUCGAGCAUACACAACUUCAAGGACCUCACAUGUUUAUAUUGCGGAGCGACUUUCUCUGAUGAUCAGGAAGCUUUCCUCCAUAUGGUUGAACUCCAUAGCGAUUGGCCGAUCAACAUUUUGGAUAGAAACUCGAAUGAUGUAUACCAAACCAGCGUGGAACUCAGCCAUAGCUCGCCAGAGGUGGAAAGGACGUCCGAAGAAACCAUCCUCACUCAAUAUCCCCACCAAUGCGCUCAAUGUUCAGCGGUAUUCGCCUGCAACGAGGCGCUCCGCAUGCACGACUGCCCCGCGUUGGGUCCCUCGACGGGGACGACAUCGACAACGACAGCGAUGGCACCCACGAUGAACUCUGCUCCCAAGCAGAAUACCUUUCCUCCCGUCACGGUUUCGCAAUCAAAGCGGUACAGUGCCGCCCCGAGAAGUGUCCUGGAAAAACGCAAAAAGGAAACCAACGGUAUUUUGUCGACGACGGAAGAUCAUCCGAAGCGAAGCUCCAUAUCAAGGAGGAAAAAGAAGUCUGAAUGCAUUGCGGAACCGCCGCUCCCAAUGAUCGUGCAGAAACCGGUCGCUUGCGCUGUCUGUAGCAUCAGAGGAUUCCGAUUAGAAUACUCAACGAGAGAGGAACUCGCUCUCCACAUGUUAGAAGAGCACCGCUGUAUUUAUAUUUGUAACAGGUGUUUCCAUGGUGAAGAGAAAUUCAAAAAUCUGCAGAACCACGUCAAAAUGUGCGAGGGGGCCGUAGAGAAAGAUAUUCUCACCAUUAAGAAUGGAAUUCUGCAAACAUCGUCGAAAGUCAAGAUUGAGAAACACCACAAGGACAAAUCCAUCGCGAAAACGGAGCGUCACGAGAAGGAAAAGCACGAGCCGGUCGAAUACAAGAGUUACUACGGCAGGCCGGUUGAGGCCGUAGAUGACGCGGUCGUCGUAGUUUGCGAGGACGGGUCACGUUUCCCUAUGAAAACAUUUCUCCUCCUCGUGCCCCAACAGAGAUUAGAGCUACAGAAAUGCACCUGGGAAGAAAUGCGCCGAUGGGGGGCUGUGGAUUAG